ACUCAACAAAUGUAAACAAACGGGAAAUAGAAAUUCAAGAAACAUGGAUUCGACAACGUUUAAUCCCGUAAUUCCAUACCUAGGAGCCUUACCGAAUCCAUUACGUCCAGGAAAUUUAAUCCGAAUUUUUGGCUCCGUACCUCAUUCUGCCACAUGUUUCUCAAUAAAUCUUCAAAACAGUGAUAAUACUUAUCAGAGAAGUGACAUAGCCCUUCAUUUAAGUCCAGUAUUUUCACCUCCUCCUAGAAUUGUGAGAAAUUCAUUAGAAAAUCAACAUUGGGGACCUGAAGAAAGUCAUGGAGUUCAAUUUCCACUUUCUUGUGAUCAAGGAUUUGAAAUUUUAAUUCUUGCUGAGACUGAUCAUUUUAAGAUUGCAAUAAAUGGACAGCAUUUUGCUGAAUUUCGGUACAGACUACCUCUAGAAAAGGUUUCAUAUCUAGCCAUUGAUGGUGAUGUCAUAGUUAAUUGUAUAAAAAUUGAAAGUUCAUCCCCUUCUCCAAUGAAUCAAGGAUCAGGUGAAGAAAUAGUAAAGCCCCUUGGAUUUGUUCUAAGUCCUGGAACUCAGAGUAAUAUCACGCCUCAAACUGGGAGACCAGCUUCUCCAUAUGAUAUGUCAUCUUUACCAUACCCAACAAAUCCAACAUUUGGGCCUACACCAGGCGGUUAUUCCCCUCAAUCUCCUGCAAGUGCUUACAAUCCUUACCCUCCAGCUUCCAACUUAGGGCCAACUUCACCCAGCAAUGCAUAUCCUACAGGCCGUGUUUCACCGUUUUCUCCAUCUAGUGGAACACCUUAUGGUCCAGUGCCUGGCUCAAAUGCAAACCCACAGGGAUAUCCACCUCAGUCGGGUGGUUUCCCCUCUCAAUCUGGUGGAUAUCCACACCAACCAAGUGGUUAUCCCUCUCAACCUAGUGGAUAUCCUCCUCAAUCAGGUGGUUAUCCUUCUCAGCCAGGUGGAUUCCCAUCUCAAUCAGGUGGUUAUCCUUCUCAGGCAGGUGGAUACCCACCUCAGUCAGGUGGUUACCCUUCACAACAUGGUGGAUAUCCUUCUCAGGGAAUGCAUCCAUCCCAAAGUACUUAUCCAGGACAACCUGGACCUUAUCCAGGAACACAUGUUGUUUAUCCUGACCAAGAGAAAAACAAAAGUGGUAGUGGCAUGAAUUUGGGUCCUUUAGCCGCAGCUGGAGCAGCUGCUUUGGCUGGUGUUGCCGGUUCUACUUUAAUGGGAGGAAAGCACCACAAAAAGAAUAAACAUGGGCAUGGUAUGCCUGGAAUGGGGGCUGGACCUGGAGCCUUAUUAGGAGGCGUUUCUUCACUUUUGGGUGGAAACAAGCAUGGUCAUUCUGGUAGUAGUGCAAUGCCUAUUGGAGGAGCUAUGGCAGGUGGAGCAGCAGCUUUGGCUGGAGCUUACAUGUUAAGCAAGAGUCCUGUUGGGAAAAUGAUGAAGCCCAAAAAGAUGAAGAAACUGUACAAGCACAAGCAUAAGGGUGGAUGGGGUGGUCGUAGUAGCAGUAGUAGCAGUAGUUCCAGUGAUUAAAAUAGUCUCUUUCUCAUUUGAUAUGCCAUAUAUGAAACCACUUAUUACCAUUUUCUGAUCAGACUUUUUUUUUUCCAGUGUGAUUUCAUGUGUUUUUUUACUUGUGAAACAUUACUUCAAAUUUAUUAUGUACAAUAUUUUUAAAUCUACUUAAAAAUUUUUUUUAAAUAAAAAUGUUUCAAAAUUAAUUUGAUUAAAAAAAGUUGCUUUAUAAUAAUUUUUGCUUUAAAAAACCUAUACUUUUAAAAACGUUGAGUUAGUUGCCAGAAUUCAAACUGUGAUUUUAGCUAAGAUGCAUUUUGUUGAGUUAAGAAUUAAAAAGUUUUGUAAUUAAUUUUGUUAAACGCUCCAAAACGAAACUUUUUGUAUGAAAAAUAAUUCAAGUGUUAUUAAUAUUGUUUUCAGAAAUUUCCUGCUUAAAAGAAUAUUAUUAUUUUGAAAAAUAUAUAGUACGUCUUUCAGAACAAAGUUUCUAGUUUUAUUUGUUUAUUUUUCUCUGUUCAUAAACUUUUGUCUGAGCCGCUUUUUGCAUAAUUACUCGGAUAGUUAUGAAGACAUAAAUUUUAUAUAAAAUUUUUAAUGAGUUAAGUAUUAUUUUAAAUAAGGUACUAUCAUAGCAGUUUCUGAAUUUGAAGUUUUGGGAUAGAUAUUGAUAAAAUAGGCAUUCAAGAAUUGGCAUUCAAAUUGCAUUAAAGUGUCUUAUUAUGCAUUUGUAACAUAGAUAAUAUAGAUGCUUUUUAUACGUCAGUAUUUGACAAAAAUGAACUUUAUAUGCUGGUGCUAAAGCGUGUAAAACAUUGUUAAAUAAAUAUUAAAUAUAGUUAAUUAUAUUUAUGUAAUAAAAUAUGUAUUAUAAAAUAUUGUUAAAGCUGUUUUACAAUUUAAAGUUUAUUGCUGAUUUUAUGUGAAUUGAAGUUAUUCAGUUUUGAGUAAUAAAAUUAUCCUUCCA
Molecule: messenger RNA, 2486 nt
Organism: Uloborus diversus
Lineage: Eukaryota; Metazoa; Arthropoda; Arachnida; Araneae; Uloboridae
Product: basic salivary proline-rich protein 2-like
Exons: 9
Coding region: 44-1537 (497 amino acids)
Molecular function (GO): galactoside binding; carbohydrate binding
Source: RefSeq, a predicted model, not a curated record